Messenger RNA from Saccharomyces mikatae IFO 1815, 2064 nucleotides. RefSeq names its product homeodomain family transcription factor STE12 (gene STE12). The record is from RefSeq and is a predicted model, not a curated record. Gene Ontology annotation, molecular function: DNA-binding transcription factor activity. Lineage: Eukaryota; Fungi; Ascomycota; Saccharomycetes; Saccharomycetales; Saccharomycetaceae. Gene Ontology annotation, cellular component: Tec1p-Ste12p-Dig1p complex; Ste12p-Dig1p-Dig2p complex; nucleus. The transcript has a single exon. Bases 1 to 2064 code for a protein of 687 amino acids. Gene Ontology annotation, biological process: regulation of DNA-templated transcription; sexual reproduction; regulation of pseudohyphal growth.
AUGAAAGUCCAAAUAACCAACAGUAGAACGGAAGAAAUCUUAAAAAUUCAAACCGGUAAUGAGAGUGAUGAAGCUAGUAAAGCUACUCCGAGUGAAGUUGAGGAGUCGCUUAGAUUAAUCGAUGAUUUAAAAUUCUUUUUGGCUACAGCGCCGGUAAAUUGGCAAGAAAACCAAAUUAUAAGGCGAUACUAUUUGAAUAGUGGACAGGGUUUUGUGUCUUGUGUAUUUUGGAACAAUUUAUACUAUAUUACAGGUACUGAUAUUGUCAAAUGUUGUCUUUACAGAAUGCAAAAGUUUGGAAGAGAGGUGGUCCAGAAAAAAAAAUUUGAAGAAGGAAUCUUUUCAGAUUUAAGAAAUCUUAAAUGCGGUAUUGAUGCCACUUUAGAACAACCAAAGUCCGAAUUUUUAUCUUUUCUAUUUAGGAAUAUGUGCCUGAAAACUCAGAAAAAGCAAAAGGUGUUCUUCUGGUUCAGUGUAGCACAUGACAAAUUAUUUGCAGAUGCACUAGAAAGAGAUUUGAAAAGAGAAAGUUUGAAUCAACCUUCUACUACUAAGCCCAUUAACGAACCUGCUUUAUCGUUUUCUUAUGAUUCCUCUUCCGAUAAACCUCUGUACGAUCAAUUGCUUCAACAUUUAGAAUCUAGAAGACCGUCAAGUGCAAUAAAAUCUGAUGAUUCGCCUUCCAAAUUGGAGAGCGAAAACUUCAAGGACGCUGAGUUGGUAACAGUGACCAAUCAGCCGCUUUUGGGUGUUGAUCUCAUGGAUAGGACGCCAGAAUCCCCUUCUCAAGUUGAUGACUUCGCUCCCCAAAAAUUAAUAAUAGAACCAAAUACUCUUGAAUUAAACAGCCUCGCUGAUGAAACGUCUCAUGUUUUGCCCAAGAAUGCUGCUAAGAGCAGAGACGAAGAAGAUUUCCCUCUUGAUUAUUUUCCUGUAUCUGUUGAGUAUCCUACGGAGGAAAAUGCAUUUGAUCCAUUUCCCCAACAGGCCUUCACACCGGCUGCCCCUUCCAUUCCUAUUUCCUAUGACAAUGUGAGUGAAAGGGAGUCUAUGCCUGUAAACUCCCUUCUCAACAGAUACCCUUAUCAAUUAUCAGUGGCACCUACGUUUCCCGUGCCGCCGUCUUCAUCAAGACAGCACUUUAUGACAAAUCGGGAUUUCUAUUCAUCCAAUAAUAAUAAAGAGAAAUUAGUAUCUCCCAGCGAUCCUACCAGUUAUAUUAAAUACGACGAACCUGUAAUAGAUCUGGAAGAAUCUCGACUAAAUGAAAAUGGCACGAAUUCUAAAUCCUAUAACUCUGGUCAACAAACUAAGCAGCAUCAACUAUAUUCAAAUAAUUUCCAACAAUCAUAUCCCAACGGAAUGGUUCCAGGAUAUUAUCCAAAAAUGCCGUUUAAUCCCAUGGUGGGAGAUUCUUUACUUGACCAAGCCUUCUAUGGUGCUGAUGAUCUUUUCUUUCCACCAGAAGGAUGUGACAGCAGUGUAAUAUAUCCACAAACCGCGACUUCAUGGAACGUUUUGCCUCCUCAAGCCAUGCAACCGGCUCCAACAUAUGUUCCCAGACCGUACACACCAAAUUACAGAUCAACACCGGGCUCGGCGAUGUUUCCAUAUAUGCAGAAUUCAAAUUCGGUGCAAUGGAACACCGCUGUUUCACCAUAUCGCUCAAGAGCACCAUCUACUACUGCCAAAAACUACCCCCCCAGUACGUUUUAUCCUCAAAACAUGAAUCAGUAUUCACGGCGAAGAACUGUAGGAAUGAAGGCUUCACAAGCAAAUGUUCCAACAAAUAACAAACUAUCUGUGGGCAAAUCUGCAAAAGUUUCAAAACCUCUUCAUAUUAAAACAAGCGCCUAUCAAAAACAAUACAAAAUUAACUUGGAGGCCAAAACUAAGCCAAUUACUGGUGAUGAAGAUUCUGUUCAUUCGGACAAGAGUAGGGAAGUUUCGAUGCCAACACCAGAUUCAAAUACUUUGGUGAUUCAAUCAGAAGAAGAUGGAGUUAAUUCGCCUGAGGUACAAACUAGCGGUGUAUCAAAAAAGAAACUUCCAGAUACAACUUGA